AGAGCCGUCACAAGCCAAAUUCCGAACACUUACAUAUUCCACAACCAAAAGUGGCGCGCCUGAGGCGUAUUUCGAUCAUCUUACUUCGGGGAAUUCAGGCUUUUUUUGUUGUUUUUCGGUGUCAUUUUAUGCGACUGCUGAGGAGCUGUAAGAUAGGAUUGUUGGCUUAGUUUGGGCUUGGGCCUAGUCACACAUUUCAGUCAAUAUCUUAUCAUGCCGGCUUACCACUCUCAGUACACCAGCCCACCAGGCCUGGUGGCCAACAUGGCCCUGCUGCCGGUGCGGACCCAGUACCGAGGCCCUGCACCACGUGCAACAGACUCAGACAUCAUUGACGAGGCAAUAGGAUACUUCAAGGCCAAUGUCUUCUUCAGGACGUAUGAGAUCAAGAGCGAGGCGGACCGCACGCUCAUCUACCUAACCCUCUACAUCACCGAGUGUCUGAAGAAGCUGCAGAAGUGCGCCAACAAGAACGCCGCCCUGCAGGAGAUGUACACGCUGGCCAUCUCGCGGUUCGACAUCCCCGGAGAGGCCGGCUUCCCGCUGAACUCCGUCUACGGGAAGCCCAAGGACGAUACCGAGGCCGACCAGAUGCGCCAGUACCUGACCCAGCUGCGCCAAGAGACCGGCCUGCGGAUCGCCGAGAAGGUCUUCAGCACCGAGGACGGCAAGCCGUCCAAGUGGUGGCUCUGCUUCUCCCGUAAGAAGUUCAUGGACAAGUCGCUGGGCGGCCGCGGCCAGUAGGCGUUUCUUCCGUUACGCCCCGGGCCGCCGGCCGGGCGGGAGCGGUACUUUGUGGACCUAAACGUGCUUUUGUAUCCGUGAAGGGGAGGGGAGCGUGGGCGAUAUGUGAUCAAACGGCGUGGGAGGGAGGGGGAGGGGAGGGGACAGCGCCGCCGCCGACCGAGCCGACUGGUCAGCUGGUACUGGGGGGGGGGGGGGGGGGCUCACCUUUCCAAUGCCGCCAGCAGGUGACGCUGGCUGCCGACUGAUUCACGGCGGAUAUGAUGAUCAUGGUGUAGUAGACCUCAUCGAGUCCAUAUUUAUGUGAUGCUUUUACUGCUAGUUAAUACAUUUAUCCGUUAGACGGC
Molecule: messenger RNA, 1091 nt
Organism: Amphibalanus amphitrite
Lineage: Eukaryota; Metazoa; Arthropoda; Thecostraca; Balanomorpha; Balanidae
Product: actin-related protein 2/3 complex subunit 3-like
Exons: 4
Coding region: 214-744 (176 amino acids)
Biological process (GO): regulation of actin filament polymerization; Arp2/3 complex-mediated actin nucleation
Cellular component (GO): Arp2/3 protein complex; cytoskeleton
Molecular function (GO): actin filament binding
Source: RefSeq, a predicted model, not a curated record